AUGGUGCCGCAGCAGUUCUCGCCGGAUCCCUACGAACCGAACGAUGCUCUCGAUGAUGACAGCUUUGAGGUAGACGUCGAUGAGGCGGCUUACCUUACGAAUUGUGAGCCUGUGUUGGAAACGACCGGGGGCGCGCUCUCGGGUCACGAGACGGACCAAGAGUCUAUCGAGUUCUUCAGGCGGCUUUGCGGUCGCCCUGCUGCUCGGACGAGCCUCCUGAGUGCCUCCGAAUCGCUUUUAUUUAACCAGGUGACAUGCGACUAUGUGGUAGAGCGGCAUCGCGCUGCUGAGCCGCACACAACGGUUCGUGUCUACGGUGUUACGCUGAGUGGCGAGUCUGUGCUCCUGUGUGUGCAGGGCUUUGCUCCGUACUUCUAUGCAUCGGCGCCGAAGGGUUUCGGGGACGGCGCUCUUGGCGAACUUCGAGCCGAACUGGAGCACAAGUGCCGAACAAUGGGCCGCGUUGCCGACUGCUCCGGGGAUUGUAUCCUGGGUGUCGAGCGGGUUCGACGCCGCUCCGUCUUGUACUACAAGCCGGGCGAAGACGAUAGCGAGUUCCUGCGCAUUACCGUGCGUACUCCAGACCUGGUGCGCGUGGCGGCAGGACUGCUCAGUCAGGGCUCUGUCUUGGGUCGCGUGUUCGAUGUGUUCGAGUCAUCAGUCGACUUCGUGCUGCGCUUCAUGAUCGAUACCAAAAUGAUGGGCUGCUCGUGGAUCGAAGUACCUGCUGGUUCCUAUACAGUGGUCUCGAAUGCGCUGAGCCCGAGUUAUGCGCAGAUCGUUGCCGAAGCACACUGGCAAUCAGUGGUGUGCCACCCACCCAGCGGGGAGUGGCUGCGAACGGCUGCGUUUAGAAUACUCUCGUUCGACAUCGAGUGCGCUGGAAGAAAAGGAAUCUUCCCAGAACCCGAAAAUGACAGCGUCAUCCAAAUAGGCUGUCACCUCGGGGAGUACGGGAAGACGGAGCCUCUCGUGCGCGCUAUCUUCACGCUCGGCUCCUGUGCACCAGUCGCCGGUGUGCAGGUGAUUUCCCUCAACCGCGAACAGGAGCUUUUGCAGAGCUUUCGGAACUUUCUGGUUGCUGCCGAUCCAGAUAUCAUUACAGGAUACAAUAUUGUGAAUUUUGAUCUACCCUACCUUUUGAAUAGAGCGUCUGCAAUUGGUGCGAGUCGCUUCCCCUACCUGGGACGUAUAUGUCGCGAACGCACAACCAUGCGUCGGACGCGUCUUUCAUCGAGCGCUUUUGGUACGCACGAGAGCAUGACGUUCUCCAUUGAGGGUCGAGUCAUCAUGGACAUGCUGCAGGUGAUCAUUCGCGAUCACAAGCUGCGCUCGUAUUCGCUGAACUCGGUGUCAUCAGAGUUCCUCAACGAACAGAAGGAGGACGUCCAUUACUCUAUCAUCACCGAUUUGCAGGCAGGUAACGAGCAUACGCGGCGACGUCUUGCGGUUUAUUGCCUCAAAGAUGCCUAUCUACCGCUGCGGCUGAUGGACAAGCUCAUGUCGUUGACGAACUAUAUGGAGCUCGCUCGUGUGACUGGUGUUCCGCUGGACUGGUUGCUCAGCCGGGGUCACAUGGUGAAAGUUGUGUCGCUCCUGCACCGCAAGGCGCACGAAGCUGACCUGCUCGUCCCUGACCUGCCCCGCACGGAAGCUGGGGGGCGCAGUGGCGACGGCGGUCCGCAGUACGAGGGCGCCACGGUGAUCGAGCCAAAGAAGGGCUUCUACCGAACACCAAUAGCCACCAUGGACUUCGCCUCGCUGUAUCCCUCCAUCAUGAUGGCUUACAAUCUCUGCUAUUCGACACUCGUGCACGAGUCGGAUGUCCCGAAGCUGAAACCUGACGACUACAUCCGCACGCCUCUGGGCCACUGCUUUGUGAAACCGUCCGUACGUAAGGGCAUUCUCAGUGAGAUGCUCGAGGAGUUUCUGGCAUCGCGGAAGGCAGCAAAGAGGGACAUGCAAAACGCGACGGAUCCGUUUCUCCGAGAGGUUCUGAAUGGCCGCCAACUUGCGUUGAAAAUAUCGGCAAACGCUGUAUACGGGUUCACGGGAGCCUCCGUGGGUAAGCUGCCCUGCAUGGAGAUUUCAGCCUCUGUCACGUCGUACGGCCGCAAUAUGAUUGAACUAACGAGGAGCACGGUCGAGCGGCUCUAUCCGGGUGCCGAGGUGAUCUAUGGCGAUACGGACUCAGUGAUGGUCAAAUUCAACGAUCACGCGACUCUGGAACAGGUGAUGGAGCUCGGCCGCGAAGCCGCAAAGCAGCUGACAAACAUCUUUCCGCCUCCUGUUAGACUGGAGUUCGAAAAAGUGUACUAUCCGUAUCUGCUGAUUUCAAAGAAACGCUACGCUGGUCUCUACUGGACGAGACUCGAGCGGCACGAUAAGAUGGACUGCAAAGGCAUCGAGUCCGUGCGGCGCGACAAUUGCCGGCUUGUCGCGAACGUGGUGGACACCGUGCUACAGAAGUUGCUUAUUGAGCAGGAUGUGGACGGAGCGAUCGAGUUUGUGAAGAAGAUCGUGUCCGAUUUGCUGCAAAACCGUAUCGAUCUCUCCCUGCUGGUUGUCUCCAAGACGCUGACUCGAGCCACAACUGACUACGAAGCCAAGCAGGCGCACGUUUUCCUGGUGGAGAAGUUGCGGAAACGCGACUCAGGCUCUGCCCCGUCCUUGGGCGAUCGGGUUCCGUACGUCAUUAUCAAGGGAGCAACAAAGAACGAAAAGGCCUACACCCGUGCUGAGGACCCGAUAUACGUUCUCGAGAACAGCAUCCCCAUCGAUGCUCACUACUACCUAGAAAAUAUGCUGCGAAAACCCCUUGAGCGCAUUUUUUCUGCGGUCAUGAAAAGACCAGAGACGCUCUUCAGCGGCGCGCAUACUCGCAGUAUCCAAGUCGCAACGCCGAGAACCGGAAGCGGCAUUAUGAAGUUUGCAAAGUUCCGCCUCCAGUGUGUCCGCUGCCGCGCCGGCAUCAAUGAGGCCGAGUUACAGAAACGAGGCCUCAAAGGAAGUGCCCUCUGCGAACACUGCAGGGACUUUGAGGCGGAGACGUAUCUGCGUCAUCUCAAGCAGACAGCAGAGCUCGAGCAGCUGUUCAGCGCGCUAUGGACACAGUGCCAGGAGUGUAUGGGUUCUUGUAUCCAGGACGUGCUCUGCAGUAACGGCGACUGUCCGAUAUUUUACCGGCGGCGAAAAGUCCAGAAGGACAUCACCGAAGCGCAAACUAUUCUCGGGCGCUUUGGGGAUGUCUGGUAA
This is a messenger RNA of Cyanidioschyzon merolae strain 10D, 3255 nucleotides long. Its product is annotated as DNA polymerase delta, catalytic subunit. Gene Ontology annotation, cellular component: delta DNA polymerase complex. NCBI's taxonomy places the organism in Eukaryota, Rhodophyta, Bangiophyceae, Cyanidiales, Cyanidiaceae. Gene Ontology annotation, molecular function: DNA binding; DNA-directed DNA polymerase activity; 3'-5'-DNA exonuclease activity. The coding region runs from base 1 to 3255 and encodes 1084 amino acids. The record is from RefSeq and is a predicted model, not a curated record. Gene Ontology annotation, biological process: base-excision repair, gap-filling; DNA-templated DNA replication; nucleotide-excision repair, DNA gap filling. The transcript has a single exon.